Molecule: messenger RNA, 792 nt
Organism: Kwoniella shivajii
Lineage: Eukaryota; Fungi; Basidiomycota; Tremellomycetes; Tremellales; Cryptococcaceae
Exons: 3
Coding region: 1-792 (263 amino acids)
Source: RefSeq, a predicted model, not a curated record
AUGACUCAUGCACCUUUCGCUUUCAUCAAUAACAUCAAUGCUAUGCCUUCCAGCUCAAGUUUCAAAGCCAAGAGAAAGAGGAUGUCAUGGUCCAUGGACGAGGAAGAAAAUACCAAACAUAUCAGAAUUCGUUCACCCACACAACAGAACUCAUAUCAACUCCCUGAAUUAAUGACGGACCAUUCUAAUUCAGCUUCUGACGAUGAUCAAAUGAUGGAUCAAGAUAUGGAUAAUGAUAUGGAUAAUGAUAAUGAUUGCCAUAUGGCAAUGGGACAUUCAGGCGUGAAUAUGCAUCAAGAUGAUACCAGUGACUCUCACAAUCGUCAUAAUGAUAAUUACGUAUAUUCUUCUGGAGGAAGCGGUGGAUUCGGUUUUGGUCCAGGUGCAGAAGAAGAUGAAUUGGAAUAUGAGAUGGAGAUGAGUUCGAAUCGAUUUAAAUCUUCAUUAACACCUCAUCCUAACCCACAUCAUUUCUCUAAUCAUUAUCAAUCAUCUUUAUCAUCUCAUCAUCAAUACACCUCAAACAACAUGAACUUCCGAUCAACUUCUCCUUUAGCAGCUCAAGCUUUCUCACAAUCACUUCCUGCCCCUUCAAGUGGUCUUCUCCAACCCGCAUAUAAUGGUCCUCUACCCACAAAUGCAAGUGAAGUAGAAAAAGCUAGAAACAGUCAUGGGCCAGGAUGUAAGAGUAUACCAAAAUUGAUCCUCAGUGAUUAUCCGGAUAGUAAUACUGGAAGAAGAAGUAUGUGGAGCGUUUGCGGAGAUUGUGGCGCUUGUGAGAUGGCUCAGUAA